Messenger RNA from Saccostrea echinata, 1515 nucleotides. RefSeq names its product cytochrome P450 1A2-like. Lineage: Eukaryota; Metazoa; Mollusca; Bivalvia; Ostreida; Ostreidae. The transcript is spliced from 6 exons. Bases 1 to 1515 code for a protein of 504 amino acids. Gene Ontology annotation, molecular function: iron ion binding; heme binding; oxidoreductase activity, acting on paired donors, with incorporation or reduction of molecular oxygen. The record is from RefSeq and is a predicted model, not a curated record.
AUGUUGGAAUAUAUUCUUACAGUUUUUAUUGUGAUUAUGUGUGGAUAUAUUGUCGUUAAAAAUUUUGUUUUUAAAACAGAGAGCCCGCAGCCCCCAGGACCAAAAGGAUGGCCAAUAGUAGGGGUAGUGUUUGAGGUUGAUAUUUCAAAACUUCAGCUUAAACUUUACGAAUGGGCGCAAAUGUACGGCGAUGUUUUCCAAUUUAAUUUAUUAGGCCAAAAAUUUGUCUGUAUAAAUUCAAUAGAUAUCAAUAGAGACUUGUUUCUGAAAGAACCAAAUGCCACUAUUACUGCAGAUCGUCCAUUAACAUUUACCGGUAAAUAUGCUUACGAUGAUUAUGCGGAUGUAGGAUUUUCAUCACCAAGUGUACUUUGGACAAAACGUAGGAAACUUGCGUUUCAACUUCUACAUAGGUAUGGAAAGGGAUUAACUUGCUUGGAAAGUCAAAUAUUAAAAAAUCUACAGACAUUCAAAGAUGAUAUUCGGUCUUUAUCUGGAAAGAAUAUUUUCCCUGUCGACUUCGUCGAUGACUUUAUUUUCAGCACCGUUGAAGUAUUGAUAAUUGGUCGCAGUUUUGGAAAAGAGGGUCCCCUGCGCAAUCUUCUAAUAAAACAGAAUGAUUUGCUGAACGAGGUUGCAAACCCAGGAACAGAUUCAAUCUACGCUGUGUUUCAUUUUCUACGAUUUUUGCCUCUGCCUGGAUCAUUGGCUUUGCGCGAACUUAAAAAAUCCCAAAGUUGUCUGUUGGAUUUAUUAGAUACGUUAUCGAAAGAAGAAUGCAAAGAAAAGGGAAUAUAUCACACAAUGAAGGAAGUAAUGGAAGAAGAAGACAAGAGCGGGAAACCCUGGUUCACAGAAGUUAAUCUGGCGGCAUUAUUACUGAACCUUGUUACAGCCAGUAAUUUCCUGACAACUAGGGGAACACUUCUGUCACUGGUACAUAUACUUGCUAAGAGACCAGAACUUCAGAAAACACUACAAAAAGAAGUAGACGAUGUCAUAGGAACAGAUCGGGAACCUAGACUGUCUGACAGAGAGAAUUGUCCUACGCUCGAAGCCGUUAUCUUGGAAACUUUGCGAUACAUUUCCCACUUACCAGUCUUUGUUUUUCACUCUAGCUCCGAUUCUGUGACAAUUGGUGAUUAUACAGUAGAUAGAAAUACAGUGAUUAUUCCUAAUGGAUGGACAAUGCACCACAGUGAAAAAUACUGGGAGGAUCCUUUCACCUUUAGACACGAACGAUUUCUAGACAGCGAAGGCCAAUUAUUGGCCGCUACCCAUCCUAUCAGGAAGAGGUUGGUGGCAUUCGGACUAGGCAAAAGAAGUUGUAUCGGCGAAGUAUUUGCAAAAUCCCGUAUCUUUCUUUUCUUAUCUACUUUGAUGCAAACAAUAACGAUAGUUGAACCUGAAGGAAAACCCUUACCAGACCUCGAUCCCAGGGAGAUGAUUCCAGGACUUGUCUUACAAGCACAACCAUUCAAAGUUCGUUUUUUACUGCGAAAUAAUGAAGGGUGA